AUUUUGGUUUCGCGUAUCAGGAGAAUGUCAUAAGCAGAGAGCAGCAGCUCUCUGUGAUUCAAGAUUCGAGACGGUAGCGCCAGCCUCCGUCUGCCGUGCCCCAAGAAAUGCGCCAUAGCACGCGGCUGAUCCCUCGUCAACGCACUCCGUGUUCGGUGUUCAGUAAGAAAUCCCACUCACGCUGCUCAGAUCCCCUUUCUCCUCAGUGUAACGUUACUCACGUUUCGCCUCCCGCCUUUUCUCACAGAGCCUCUAACACCCGCGCCGUAGAUUUCCCGAUCUCCUUAGUCCCGACAAACAAUGGCGUUAGUAAAGGAACGUGACAGAGGAUCCAUUAGCGCGCGAUUUCCCUCAGCAAACGACAAAACCCCUGCCCUAUCGACAUUGCACACAAGCAGCUACAGCAGCAGCCGCAAUUCGCGGAGCAUCAGCACGGGCCGGAACGCCAUCGGCACAAGCGCCCGCUACAGUCGCUACACCAGCGCUGCGGAGAAUGCCGAGCCGCAUCCGCUCGAUAGGCCCAGGUCGGGCCCGCUCGAUUCGGCGCAUGACCUCUUCGCCGAGUCGCGAGAGCAAGCCCGGUCCCGGCCCAACACCAGCGGAGAAUGCGGCGCGGGCUCCGGCUCCCGCAUACGCGGCGGAAUGUACGGAAAAAGCCGCGGCGUGGCCUCAGCGGCGGGGGCGGAAUGUAGCGGCGGAGAUGAUGCUGGAGCCGGCGGCGGCGGCGGCGGCUCCUUGCUCCAUCGGCGCCACCUUUUCCGCCAUAACUCGGCGGCGUUCAUCCGGACGCCGCCGCGAGCCGUCGGAUUCUCGCCGUCCCACUCAUCCAACGGCUCCCCGUGCCCCUCGCCAUCCCCGACGGGCUCCGCCCUCGCGGCGCCCUCCCCCACGGGCCGCUCGCUUCUCCAACGGCUGCGGGGGAAAAGCGAGUCGCCGGGUGCGGCGCGUAGUUCAUCCGCGAGGAUCGCGAGCGGCUCUGCGACAUCGGCGACAUCUUCCGGCGGCGUGAUUCGCAGCCUGAGCGGCGACGCACUCUCGGCGGACCAGGCGGCGGCAUUCUCGGUGGCAGACUCGCGGUUCGACAGGGUGAGAAGCGGGCGACGGAUGCAGAUGACGAUGAGCGUCGCGAGCGGGGGUGCUACUAGCGGGGGGGCUAGCGGGGGGCUAGCGGUGGGAGCAGCGGGAGCUUCCCCAGAGUCGCUGGCGUCGCUAGAAACGUCGCGAGCGUCGUUAGCGUCUCAAGCAUCGCAAGCCUCGCGAGCCUAGGUGGCAGCAGCGACUUCAGCUCGACCAGUCGAAGCACUUUUGGCGACGCUGGGAGCGGCGAUUUCAGUCGCAGCGUCGCCAUCAGUCGCAGCAGCAGCAACAGCAGCCUAACGACCAGCGUCAGCGUCGCGAGCUCCAGUACUAACGCGGCGAGCUACAGUAACGCCGGGAGCUACAGUAACGUCAGUAGCAGCAUGGCAGGUGGGAUUUCGAAGUUUAAGAGGGGCGGCGGCAGCUUCAGCGGCGGAAGCCUCAUGACGCAAACAGACGCGGCGAAACCGCGUGUGACACAAACGGGAGCGAGCCCGGCUCGGCAGGGCCUGAGCCUCAGGGACGUGGGUCGGCAGCAGCCGAUGCGGAGAGUUAGCUCCGGCGUUCUCCCGUCGAACCUGGGCUGCUCGAACGGAGGCUCGGCGAAUGCUCGCGGUCAGUCCAAGUGCCCGAGAUCCCAUUCGCUAACCACUAAUAUCGCUAGAACCCCAAGUGCCCACGUCCCAACUAACGCGCGCAGCAUUGGCGGAUGUGACUCAGGACGCCUUGUCCGGAAUAGGCAUGACAGGGGGAGUGUAUGUGAACGUUGGGCGAAAGACGCGGAGGGGGAGGGGGAGGAGGAGGGGAAGUGCGCGGAAGAGUGUGCGGAGGAGCAUGGGGCAGAAAGUGUGGCGGAGGGGGAAGGGGAGGGGAAUGGGGAGGAGUGGGAAACGGAUAUUGGGGUUGGUAGUACAGUGGACGGCGACUGGUGGGGCGAUCUUGAGGAGUUUGCUGACGUGGAAUGCGCCAACUGGGACAACAUUUCUGACAUCUGUCAAGCCAAGGACGCCAUGGGCGUCCAACUGCUGCUUGUGGAGAUCCGAGAUGCUGACGUCACUCGAGCUGAUGCUGACGACAUGCAAGAGGAGGAUCCGAAGCAGCAGCAACAGCAAGGGAGAGCGCGAGUUAUGUACCAUAUGACUUUCUCUGACCAUCCCUCCUUGUCCACAUCUCCUCCUCCUCCUGCCCCUUCCAAGGACCCAGCAGAGGCCUCAUCUUCCCUUGCUGAGUCAGCAACUGACGCAACUGACUCAAGCUCAGGUGCUGUUUGUAAUAGUAACAGCGGCAACAGUGGCAGGAUUGUUACCAGCGAUGUAAAUACUCCCCCUGCUGCUGCAACCAACAAGCCUGCCUGGAACACCAUCCCAACAAUUGCCGCCGGUGCUACUGAUCUCACUGCCGCCACUGGUGCUCCUGCUGCCUCCCCUGCUUCCACUUCCGUACGCAGAACCACACUUCCCAGCACCGCCCUUCCCAGAGCACCGCUCCCAAUAAAGAUCGCCCAUUUGCGAAACCGGCACCCGCACAUUGACGUCCCGACCCUGCAAUCCCCUGGCUUCUCCUCCCCCUCUCAGUUCAGAUCCCCCAACUGCACUCGCUUCGACUCGCCUUCAAAAUUCGAUUCCCUUACGAGAUUUGAUUCUCCUUCCAAGUUUGACUCGCCUUCCAGAUUUGAUUCCCCUUCCAGAUUCCAUUCGCCGAACCGAAGGCCACCACCAUCACACACUCCUACAUCUACCACAGCCUCUCCAUCCAAAUACCGCAGUGGCAGUCACCACACCUCCACCACACCAUCAUCAUCAUCGUCAUCAUCCCCAUCACCUUGCUACUCCUCCUCCCCCUCCUCCAUCUCCUCCCCUACUGCAGCCUUGCUGCGCUUCCAGUCUGCGCUCUUCUCCAACUCCCCCUGCUCGCCUCUCUCCUCCUGCUGGUCCUCCUCCUCCCCUGGCAACUCCCCUAGGGAAUCCCAAGACCCCGAGGAAUGUCAAGACCCUCAGGAAUCCCAAGACGCUAGGGAAUGCUGUGAUCCUAGGGAAUACCCUGGUCUGGAUUACCCUGGGUUGUCCCCUGCAACCCCUGGAAAGAGCUUGAGAGCUUUCCAGAGAAGUGAGAGGGGGAAUCUUGAAGGUGGAGCGUGUGCCGCAGCAGCCUCGGAACUCCCCUCUCCUGCUUUUGCUGCUGUGGCUUCAGCAACACCUACACUAGGAGGCCCUCCAUCCCCGUUAUUGGCUGCCUCUGUGUUUAAUGGUGGGUCGCCGCAAGCAUCUUCACCUUCCAAACUGCGACUAAGUGCCAGUGGGAGUGGAUUGGGAAGCGGAGGGUCCAUGCUGGCGCCAUCUAGGUUUAGAGAAGGACAAAGGCGAGCGGAUUCCGAGUUCCCCACUGCUGAUUCGCUGUCUACCAUAAAGGUUGGGCCUGCUGCUUCGGUAGGACGGGUGGUGGCAGGGAGGGGAGAUCUCAAGUUGAGUCCAACAACGCAGGAGGUGAUCUCAGGCAGGGAGAAACAUGGUGAGGUGACGAGCAAUAAGACGGACACCACCACGCAAGUAGAGGUAGCGGGAAUCGGGGAGUUAGUGGAGGGGGCUACAAGGGGAUCCCCUAAAAAGACCUGGCGUCGUCUUGUGAAGGCGGUGUUGCAUCGACAAUUACCGCUAACAUCAUGAAGUUUGAUGCGAACGCAUAGAUAACGAGUCGUGUGGUAUUGGUGUACAUGAUUUUAGUGUAUAUUUUUGUACUAUAUGUACCAUAUUUGUUGUGC
Molecule: messenger RNA, 3835 nt
Organism: Closterium sp. NIES-67
Lineage: Eukaryota; Viridiplantae; Streptophyta; Zygnematophyceae; Desmidiales; Closteriaceae
Source: the annotation of a GenBank genome assembly